Molecule: messenger RNA, 3495 nt
Organism: Sceloporus undulatus (fence lizard)
Lineage: Eukaryota; Metazoa; Chordata; Lepidosauria; Squamata; Phrynosomatidae
Gene: MTIF2
Product: mitochondrial translational initiation factor 2
Exons: 14
Coding region: 653-2833 (726 amino acids)
Biological process (GO): translational initiation
Molecular function (GO): translation initiation factor activity; GTPase activity; GTP binding
Source: RefSeq, a predicted model, not a curated record
GGAUGCCCCUUGGCCCCAGAGACCCACUGGCUGCCUUUGGGCAAGGCCCCUCCUUCUCCCUCAGAGGAAGGCAGUGAAUGGCACAUGAUCUGAGCAAGUCUCACCAGGAACAAGGCCCAGCAGCAGCAGCAGCAGCAGCCUCAGUCGCCACAAGUCGGAAAGGGCUGGAAGGCCCACAAAAGGCAAAGGAGGCUGCAAUAGGACCCUGGCACAGGGCUCUUGAAAGGCCAAAGCGUUACAGCGCCAACGUUUUCCCCAAUUUGUGUGCACACUGCAGUAAAACAAAACAACAAAACACUGCAAGGAAGAACUAUUGAUGCACUCACUACUGAUGUAUCUGUAGCACAAUACAGCUGUAUGAAGAUGAAGACAAACAGUGGGAGUGUUCAGGGGAAGGGCAGAAAUGCCAAUGAAUGGAAGGCCAUGCGUGCGCUAAUAAUGUCUAAGCUUGAAUUAGAACUGAAGAGUUAAAUCGAAGGAACCAAGGAACAACUGGUGCAAAUGUCCCAGAGCAAGCGUCCUUGUCAGCCUUCAGAACUAAAGUACAGCAUCCCUCUCGUCUUGUGCAUCUCAUGCCCUUCUCUGUGGGCAGUCAGUCCACCUUGAAAAGUGACCCACUGAAGCAAGGUUUGUCCUUGUUUGCAGAGAAGAAAUGAACUGGAGGGUGAUGCUGACGUUGGAGAACUUGGCUCAGCUGCAUCGUGCUUGCAGACAGCUGCACUCUCUGGCUUAUGGGAAAGUACACCGAACACAGUGGAAGCCUGUCUUGUCAUCUGCCUGCCCCAUGUGCCCGGUUCAGCUGCACCCUCUGUUCUGGCAGCCAGACACAGUGUCACAAUUUAGGCUUCUAACCACCAAGGAGAGAAAGAAGUCCAACAAAGAAAAACUGCGACCAAUACAAUCAAAAACAGAGAAACAGGAAGUUGAGAUCCGACCCAGGAUGACUGUGGAAGACCUAGCAAGAGCAAUGCAUAAAGACAAAGAUCAUAUAUAUGAAGCAUUGCUAAACACAAGUGUCGAUCUGGACUCACUAGAACCAGGUUCAAUCUUAGAUGAAGCAUGGAUCAAAGACAUCAUUAAAAAAUCUGGCAUGAAGUACAAAUGGGCCAAGUUGAAAGAAGAAAAAAUCAAAGAAAACAAAGAUGCUGUAAGGAGGCCUCCAGCAGAUCCAGCUUUAUUAAUCCCAAGGCCUCCAGUUGUUACCAUACUAGGCCACGUUGACCAUGGGAAAACCACACUGCUUGACAGCCUGCGAAAAACUCAGGUGGCAGCAACAGAGGCAGGAGGCAUCACCCAGCACAUUGGGGCUUUUCUAGUGCAUUUGCCUUCUGGGGAAAAGAUAACAUUCCUGGAUACUCCUGGCCAUGCUGCAUUUUCAGCCAUGAGGGCAAGAGGCACACACAUCACUGACAUUGUUAUAUUAGUGAUUGCUGCAGAAGAUGGUGUGAUGAGACAGACUGUGGAAUCGAUUCAGCAUGCUAAAAAUGCCAAAGUUCCUAUUAUUGUUGCCAUCAACAAAUGUGACAAGCCUGGAGCUGAUCCUGAAAGAGUGAAGAAAGAACUGCUGGUUCAUGAUGUAGUUUGUGAAGAAUAUGGAGGAGAUGUUCAGACUGUCCAUAUCUCUGCAUUAAAGGGAGACAAUUUGAUGGCUUUAGCUGAGGCUACCGUAGCUCUUGCUGAGGUGCUGGAACUGAAGGCAGACUGCACAGGCCUGGUAGAAGGUACCAUAGUAGAGUCUCGCACUGAUAAAGGAAAAGGUCCAGUGACCACUGCCAUCAUCCAAAGAGGUACUCUGAGAAAGGGCUGUAUUCUGGUUGCAGGAAAAAGCUGGGCCAAAGUGCGCCUGAUGUUCGAUGAGAAUGGCAAACCCAUGGAAACUGCCUCUCCGGCCAUGCCAGUGGAGAUUGUGGGGUGGAAGGAGGUCCCUUCAGCAGGAGAGGAAAUCCUUGAAGUAGAGUCUGAGCAAAGAGCUCGUGAAGUUGUUGAAUGGCGGACGUAUGCUGAGCAGCAAGAGAAAGCAAAGAAGGAUAUGGAAGUCAUAGAAGCAAAACAGAAGGAGCAUCAGGAUGCCUACAAGAAGGUGCGAGAAGACCUGAUCAACCUGACCUGGAGACAGAGGAGGGCAGUGUUGUUCAAAGCCAAAAGGCAUGAGAUGGCUCUUCGACCUAAAGAAAGAAUGGAGAGCGAGAAAAACACGCUCCCAGUUAUUAUCAGAGGUGAUGUUGAUGGCUCCGUGGAAGCCAUUUUGAAUAUCCUCGACACCUAUGAUGCAGAUGAGGAGUGUGAGUUAGAUGUCAUCCAGUUUGGGGUUGGAGACAUUGGUGAAAGUGACAUACAUCUUGCAGAAACAUUUAAAGGCAUUAUAUAUGGGUUCAAUGUGAAUGCAAAUAAAUCUGUUCAGAAGCUGGCUGCUAAGAAAGGAAUAAAGAUAAAAAUGCACAACAUCAUCUACCGGCUUGUUGAAGACUUACAGGAGGAACUCAGCCACACUUUGCCCCCUUCUGUGGAGGACCAAGUAUUAGGAGAAGCUGUUGUGCUAGCAACCUUUGAAGUCACAGAAGGAAAAAGUAAAAUCCCAGUAGCUGGCUGCAGAGUACAAAAGGGGCUGUUAGAUAGAAAGAUGAAGUUUAAAUUAAUUCGGAAUGGUGAAAUUGUUUGGACAGGAUCCUUGUCAUCACUAAAGCACCAUAAGGAUGAUAUCUCCAUAGUUAAGACUGGGAUGGAUUGUGGACUUAGUUUUGAAAAGAACAUUCAGUUUGAGGCUGGAGAUGAAAUUGUUUGUUUCAAUGAAAAGGAAGUGGAGCAAAAGAUUUCAUGGGACCCAGGAUUUUAAAUCACAGACAAUACAAGAUGUGAUGGACUGAGACACAUGGAUUAUGGUUGAUGUUCACAAGGUGUACAUAAGAGCCUCCACAGACUUAAGAUUUGCUAAUUCUGUAUUUCAAGAUGCUGACCCGCUCUUUCACAUGUGUGUGGGUUGAUCCCUGAUGUGGUAAACUGUGCCUGUAUUUUCAUGAUAACAUGUCUGGAUCUUAUCUUUCUGGACAGACAAUAAUAAUCAUGAGUUUUGGUAUCUCUUGUUUCUUUCACAUUAUGCGGGCAAGAAUAGAGUGACAGACCAACAGCCAUUCCUAAACCUAAGUCUGUUCCAUGUUUUCAUUCUAAUCCAGUUGUGUGCCUUCAAGUUGUUUCUGACUUAUGACAACCCCAUCACAGGGUUUUCCUGGCAAGAUUGUUCAGAAGGGGGUUUGCCUUUGCCUCCCUCUGAGGCUGAGCGUGAGUUGCCCAAGGUCACCCAGUGGGUUUCUAUGGCUGAGCAGGGAUUCGAUUCCUGGUCUCCAGAGUUAUAGUCCAAUGCUCAAACUACUACACUCUUCAAAUUCCAAUGACACAACUAGUUAAGAUGUGGAUAUUUAAAAAACAUAGGUGUUUAUCACACUAUACUCUUAUAGUGCUACUAUUCCACUUUAACUGCUCUAACUACCUCCUGUUGCA